Messenger RNA from Aedes albopictus (Asian tiger mosquito), 3591 nucleotides. RefSeq names its product transmembrane protease serine 9. Gene Ontology annotation, molecular function: serine-type endopeptidase activity. Gene Ontology annotation, biological process: proteolysis. The transcript has 4 exons. Lineage: Eukaryota; Metazoa; Arthropoda; Insecta; Diptera; Culicidae. The record is from RefSeq and is a predicted model, not a curated record. Bases 169 to 2703 code for a protein of 844 amino acids.
CAGAAGGAAGUGAGGUUUUCGUUUAUUUUUCUCGUUUUAAUUGAUAGUUACAAGGUGUGAAACAUUCUCGUUACAGCGGGAACCUGCGGAGAAAGAAAGUUGACUGCAUCUGAGCUGAUUGCUUAUGGAUACAAGGCACGGGCUGGUGCGUGGCCAUGGCACGGUGCAAUGUUUCAUAGACACAACCUAGGUGUGACCAAGUAUGCGUGUGGAGUGACGAUUUUGACGGAGCAAUUUGUAUUAACGGCAGCUCAUUGUACGUAUGACGGAUGGCAAAGGCUUCCGGCGGAUCGAGUAUUUAUCAAAGUGGGAUUUAGCAACCUGGACUCACCGGAGGACCAUUCGCGGCAGUUUGAUGUUGACAAGAUUAUUCGACACGAUGAUUACGACAAGGAAACGUUCGAAAAUGACAUCGCGUUGCUAAAACUGUAUAGUGAAAUUACCUUUACUAACUACAUACAGCCUGUAUGUUUGUGGCAGGGUGAUACACAGUUGAGCAAAAUAGUCUCAAAAAUAGGAUACGUAGUUGGAUGGGGACUUGAUGAAGGCUACAGCUUGCCCAAAUAUUUGCUCGAAGCGACUAUGCCAAUAGUGUCAAGCAAAGAAUGCAGGGAGAGUGAUAGGUGGUAUUACAACAAGUAUUACUUCGAGUCAAAAACAUUUUGUGCAGGAUGCCACGUUGGCUCCCAUGUCAGCCAUGGUGACAGUGGAGGAGGAUUGUAUUUGCGAAUGGGCUCGAACUGGGUUUUACGUGGAAUUGUUAGUAAUUCUAAAAUAAAUGCAAGCACAUUAAAAGUACAGGCAGACAGUUACAGUAUAUUCACAGAUGUUACUUACUAUUUAAACUGGAUCAAAACAAAAGUGCCUGACAUACCUUAUUUCGCAGCAAAUACAAAGCUAAUUAUUGAAACUGAAACACAGCAAGAAAGAGAAGAACUAGUGAACCUGGCGUUGAUCUUGAACGCGGAAGCUGCGGAAAGCUGCGGAGAAAAGAAGGUGGAUGCGCAACAGCUGAUUGCCAAUGGGUACAAAGCGUUCGCCGGUUCAUGGCCUUGGCAUGGCGCCAUGUUUCAUCGAUACAGAAAAAUUGGGGCUUUAUAUGCUUGUGGAGUGACGAUUAUGACUGAACGGUUUGUGAUAACAGCAGCUCAUUGUACGAUUGAUCCGAAUGAAAGACAAAAACUCUCGGCAAACCGUGUGUUUAUAAAAGUGGGCAUAAGCAAUUUAGAUUCACCGGAGAGACAUGUACAACAACACGACGUUGACCUGAUCAUACGUCACGAAGAGUACGAUGAGGUCACUUUCGAAAAUGAUAUCGCGUUGCUGAAGCUCUACAGUGAAAUCACCUACAAUAAUUACAUACAACCCAUCUGUCUAUGGCAGGGUGAUACUCAGUUGAGCAAAAUAGUCUCACAAGUAGGAUACAUAGUAGGAUGGGGACUAAACGAGGACUACAGAAUGCCACAAGAUUUGAACGAGGCAACGGUUCAAAUUGUAUCCCAGAGGGAGUGCAUUGAGAGUGAUAGGAGUCAUUUCAGCAAGUUUUCCUUCGCGUCCAAAACGUUCUGUGCUGGUCAUCGCAAUGGAACUCAGAUCACCCAAGGAGACAGUGGAGGUGGACUUUUCAUACGUGUGGGUUUGAACUGGGUUUUACGUGGAAUUGUCAGUAACGCUCGACAUGAUGGUUCUUUUUUACGCUUGUCCGAAGAUAGCUACGUUGUUUUUACUGAUGUUGCAUUCUACCUGAGCUGGAUCAUCUUCUUCUUCUUCUUGGCCUGGAUCAUAUCAAAAGUAACAAUCAUGACCAGUUUUACCAUUGACAUAGAACCAAUCGUAGAACAUCCAGGAUCAACUUCAUUAGCUAGUUCUGGCAGUCAAGCCAACCUGCUACAAAUAGCAAACUGUGGCAAGGAUACCUAUCCGUCAGGAACACCGGAAGAAGUGAAAGGAUAUCUAAAUCAGUACCCAUGGUUGGCCAUCAUAGAAUACAUCAACAUGAAAACCCUUGUCCUGAAGGAUGUUUGCCACGGAGUUUUGAUUCAUCCUAGUUUCCUCGUUACUUCCGCCAUCGUUCUGAAAAAGCGCCUUGCCGUCAUCCAAUCGGUAAGACUCAACGAUUACGAUUUGAAUACCGUGACAGACAUUUUCCAAAUCGAUGGCAAAACCAUUCGAACCACAGCGACGAGAAUCCCCGUUAGUGGCGUAUUUAUACAUCCAGACUACGAUACUCCCAAGUUUGGGAACAGUAUUGUGCUAAUCAAGCUAGAUAAACCAACAACUAUAACGCCAAUUUGCCUUGCCCCGAGAGAUGCAACCGACCUUUCCAAAGACAAAAAGUUCACCAUCAUCGGGUGGAAGCGUAAUAACCGUUCGGAGAAACCGAUUAUCCGAAAUGAGGUCCAAUUGGUCAAUUUUGCAGAUUGUCGGAGUAAAUACGCCGGAGAAAAGAUAGUGCUGGAUUCAACCGGAGGACAAGUUUGCGGCACCUAUUCGCACAAUGACGAUAACUCAAGUUGUUCGCACUAUCUGGCAUCGGCACCGUUCCAGUACAUGAAGAACGGACCGUUCGAGGGACGGUACUUCCUGGCGGCGAUGUUAUCGUUCGGUCACAGAAAUUGCAGGCGUGAUGAAUACCCGAAUGUAUUCACCAAUGUGGCGCACUAUUCGGAAUGGAUAUACGAGAAGGUUAAGCAGAAUGAGUGAUAUCUAUGAAACCACGUUGCAUGUCGUCGCGUACUGUUUUACCUAAUAAAACUUACAACGGUUCUAUUUACGUCAUUUUUUAGCUCUUGGCCACCUUUUCCACUGUAGUCACAUCUUUUUGUAUCGUCCGGAGCUCCCACGAACACAUUUUCUGCAGGGUUUUGCUAUCAAUCGUUCUAGUCAAUAGAUUCACUGUGAAGGACAACGAGCUCCAAGUUCUUCCUUUGCCUACUACGUUCUCCUGCAUAUCGUCUAAAUUCGCCGUUAAUAGCACAUGUCGCUCUAAUAAAUACUUCAAUGUAUGUACCUACAUGGUAAAUUUGGUGCGGGGUUGACUUCGAAAAGGGUUCAAUGUAAAAUAUCAAAUAUAUGGGCACAGUAACUGGGCUCUUCACUUGACAUUGGCAUCACUCUGGAAAGGAAUAACCCUUAAAAAAGAUUACCGAUAGCGGAUGUCCAAACCUUAUUUUGCGUUUGUUGUCAGCGGCACCUAUGAAUGCAGUUAUGAAUAAACUUGUUUUUUUUGGGUCGAUUGUGAGGAUCUCGUGAACAAGAUUAAACGACGUCAAACUGAUAUCUGUGGAUUUUGUAACUAUGAAGUUUACUGCCCCUAUUCGCAUAACAGUCCCAUGUUUGCUGAGUUUCCUAUUCACAUGGGACUGUUAUGCGAAUGGGGGUAGUUUAGUAUGUACAUAAUUAUUUGUGCAUUUUGUCUAGUACAUACAGUCGGAAUUCGUUGUACACGGUAUAUCAUCUCCUUUAGACCCACUGCGAUUUCUCGGCUUCCUUACAUCCGAUUAAGUUAUUUUUUGAGCGUAGUGGGUGGCACAGUGUAUAACGAAUUCCAAGUGUACAUAUAUCAACAAGAGUGUCGUAACUCCAUUUGAA